Molecule: messenger RNA, 948 nt
Organism: Epithele typhae
Lineage: Eukaryota; Fungi; Basidiomycota; Agaricomycetes; Polyporales; Epitheliaceae
Product: FMN-dependent alpha-hydroxy acid dehydrogenase
Exons: 8
Coding region: 1-948 (315 amino acids)
Molecular function (GO): oxidoreductase activity
Source: RefSeq, a predicted model, not a curated record
AUGGCUGGAGCAGCCACAGCGACGAAGGAUAUGAACACGUACGGCUCCGCGCCGCGCAAGUGGGAGGACGCGAUGGAGAAGCCGAGGGACUAUCCAGAUACGUGGGGACAGGCGAGACCCCUUCGCGAACCGAACCCAGUUCGUGCGCCAGCAGAUCGUGCCGCGCAUAUUUGGAUCCGUGAUGUCACCCAUCUCGACCUCAUUAUAACACUCUCCGGCACCGCCUACGCUACACCCUUGCUCAUCGCCCCCAUUGGAUACCAAGGCGCUAUGCGUGCCGAUUCAGAGUGCGCGACAGGGCGUGCCACGGGUGCACUCGGGAUACCCCUCACCCUCAGCGACGCUGUCUUGCGUUCGCUCGUUGGCUCCAGCUCUACUGGCCACUCAACGAAGACACCACACUCCCUCCUGUCCCGUGCGAAACGUUACGGGUACAGCGAACUCGUCGUCACCAUCGACACCAUGGCCAUCGGAUGGCGCUACCUCGACCUCGACCCCAGCUUCUUCCCCUUCGCGCACGAACUUGUGGUCCAGAUCGUGCUCUCGGACCCGAAGUUCAUGAAGCUCCACGGGGACUGGACUGCAACACACACCGACGAGAGCGAGGUUUCGGCGUUCCCGUACGACCCCACUGAGAUCGACAACCUCAUCGCGUCUGGGACUUGGAAAGACGUGCGCUUCCUGCGCAUGCACCGGGAGGAACCGCUGGUGGUGACGAGGAUCUUGGGUCCGGAGGACGCGGAGAUCGCGAUCGAUGAGGGCGUCAAGGGCAUCGUCGUCUCGAACCAUGGCGGCCGCCAGAUCAACGAUUCGAUGACCUCCCUCUACGCUGUCGAGCACUUCAUGCCCUCGCCCAAAGUUGGGUCCGCGCAGGCGUCGAACAAGUCCGCCGUCCUCAUGCCCGGCGGAAUCCGCUCCAGCGCGGAUUCGCGCGAUCGCCAGGCGUAG